AUGGACGCACUGAAAGCGGAGUACAGCGAACUGAUGAACAGCACGCUUCCAAGCGCUGCUCGUUCCAAAUCCUCUUCUCAGGAAAAGUGGCCAGUGCAUCUGAAUCACUGUUUCCUUCGCAUCAUACUAGACUCUGUCGUGGGUCAAGGAACAGCUCCCUGGAAGGAAAAGAUUCCAGACCAAAAGAAAGCGGCCAUUCAUCAGCUCACGCAAGAACAGCUGCGAGAAUGCAUAGAGCUAGGACAUGCGAUCUUGGAUGGAAAAGCGAAUUUGGUAGAGCUGGACGAGCGCUCUUUGAAGUGCAGAGGAAAAGCCUCAAAGAUCAAGGCGGAGAAGUGA
This is a messenger RNA of Ceraceosorus bombacis, 339 nucleotides long. The record is from the annotation of a GenBank genome assembly. NCBI's taxonomy places the organism in Eukaryota, Fungi, Basidiomycota, Exobasidiomycetes, Ceraceosorales, Ceraceosoraceae.